UCAACUCAGGAAAAUCCAAUCGAAUACCUGAGAUUUCCUCUCACAAAAUCCUCUCAUUUUCCGAUAAAUCUUCUCUUUGUAUUGCGAUUUUCGCUCAGAAUUCAAAUCGAUUUCUGGGUUUUCUCUGAGAGAUCUGCUAUUUUUCUUGAGAAAAUUCAAAAAAUUUUAUUGAAAAGCGUAUUUGAAACUCCUGAAAAUAGUUGUUUCUACCCACUUUUAUUAGCAGUUUUCCUCUUCUUAUAGUUAUUUCCUCGUCAAAUCCAAUCAGUUUCUCCUGUAAUUCUGUUUUCUCCAAACUAAAACCAAUUCCCUGCAUUCAAUCCUACUUGGGUUGUGCUGUUUCCAGCGAAUCUCCAGCUUCCGGUUCUGUUUUUACGGAUUUUUCUUCAUCAAACAUGGAAUUUGGCCAAGAUCAUGAGAAUAGCAAUGACAAUGCCUCAAUGCAAAGCCUCUGCCUCAAAGAUCCAUUGAACUGGGGAAUGGCAGCUGAGUCUCUGAAAGGCAGCCAUCUCGACGACGUCAAGCGCAUGGUGGGCGAGUUUCGGCAGCCUUUGGUGAAGCUUGGAGGCGCAUCUCUGACUAUCGCACAGGUGGCCGCUGUGGCCCACGAGCCGACGGUGAGGAUCGAGCUAUCGGAGUCGGCGCGGGCCAGGGUCAAGGCUAGCAGUGAUUGGGUGAUGGAGAGCAUGAACAAGGGGACAGACAGCUAUGGUAUCACCACCGGGUUUGGUGCAACUUCACAUAGAAGAACCAAAAACGGAGAGGCCCUUCAAAGGGAGCUUAUAAGAUUCCUCAAUGCUGGAAUCUUCGGCGCCACCCAAGAAUCUGACCACACAUUGCCACCGACCACCACCCGUGCCGCCAUGGUGGUGAGGAUCAACACCCUCCUUCAAGGCUACUCCGGCAUUCGCUUCGAGAUGUUAGAAGCCAUCAUCAGCCUUCUGAACCACAAGAUCACCCCUUGUUUACCCCUCAGGGGGACGAUCACGGCAUCAGGCGAUCUCAUCCCUCUAUCCUACAUUGCGGGGAUACUCACCGGCCGGCCCAAUUCCAAGGCAGUCACAGCUGAUGGGAAGACGGUGGAUGCUGCAGAGGCCUUCCGCCUAGCGGGUAUUCCAACCGGGUUCUUUGAAUUACAGCCCAAGGAGGGCCUUGCUCUUGUAAAUGGCACGGCAGUGGGGUCCGGUCUAGCAUCCAUCGUGAUGUUUGAAGCCAAUGUACUAGCACUCCUCGCCGAAGUCCUAUCGGCAAUCUUCUGCGAGGUGAUGCAAGGGAAGCCAGAGUUCACCGACCAUCUCACGCACAAAUUGAAACAUCAUCCUGGCCAGAUCGAAGCCGCGGCGAUCAUGGAACACAUCUUGGAUGGGAGCUCUUACAUGAAGGUAGCCAAGAAGAUCCACGAGCUCGAUCCACUCCAGAAACCCAAGCAAGAUCGCUAUGCUCUCCGCACAUCCCCACAGUGGCUUGGCCCACAGAUUGAAGUGAUCAGAUCAUCUACCCGAUCGAUCGAACGAGAGAUUAACUCCGUCAAUGACAACCCCCUGAUCGACGUCUCCAGGAACAAGGCGCUCCAUGGUGGAAACUUCCAAGGCACCCCGAUCGGGGUCUCAAUGGAUAACACUCGGUUGGCGAUUGCAUCGAUUGGGAAGCUCAUGUUUGCCCAGUUCUCCGAGUUAGUCAAUGACUUCUACAACAAUGGCCUGCCGUCGAAUCUCUCCGGCGGGCGGAACCCAAGCUUGGACUAUGGAUUCAAGGGUGCUGAGAUCGCAAUGGCGGCCUACUGCUCAGAACUUCAAUUCCUUGCUAAUCCAGUCACUAAUCAUGUGCAGAGUGCGGAGCAACACAACCAGGAUGUGAACUCACUGGGACUGAUCUCAUCUAGGAAAACAGCUGAGGCUGUUGAGAUCUUGAAGCUGAUGUCGGCUACGUACCUGAUUGCAGUAUGCCAAGCCAUUGAUCUCAGGAAUUUGGAGGAGAACUUAAAGAACACAGUCAAGAAUACUGUAAUUCAAGUGUCGAAGAGGGUCCUAACCGUGGGUGCUAAUGGCGAGCUCCAUCCAUCGAGGUUUUGCGAGAAGGACUUGAUUAAGACCAUUGAUCGUGAGUAUGUUUUUGCAUACAUCGACGACCCAUGCAGCUCCACUUACCCACUCAUGCAGAAGCUGAGGCAGGUCCUCGUUGAGCACGCAUUGGUGAAUGGUGAUAAGGAGAAGGAUGCAAACACGUCAAUCUUCCAAAAGAUCAGUGAUUUCGAAGAGGAGCUGAAGACCCAUUUGCUGAAAGACGUCGAAGGCGUAAGGGAGGCAUUCGAGAUUGGAAAUUCGGCAAUUUCGAAUCUUAUCAAGGAGUGUAGAUCCUACCCUCUAUACAAGUUUGUGAGGGAAGAGCUUGGGACGACGUUGUUGACCGGCGAGAAGGUCCGGUCGCCGGGAGAGGACUUUGAUAAGGUGUUUACGGCGAUAUGCGAUGGACGGGUAAUCGAUCCACUCCUUGAGUGCCUGAAAGAAUGGAAUGGUGCUCCUAUCCCUAUCUGUUAGAACCACCAAAAGAUGGUUUUAUUACUUUCUUCUCUAUUAUUUCACUGCUUUUGUUUUUACAAGUAUGUGUUUGUGGUCAGAUAGAGUUUUGACCAUGUUUAUGACUGAAAAGUAUAAUUCUACGGAUGCGUUUGGUUUCCAUUGAAUAAGAAUUUUAAUGCAUUUUUCUCCA
Magnolia sinica is the source of this 2709-nucleotide messenger RNA. Its product is annotated as phenylalanine ammonia-lyase-like. The coding region runs from base 396 to 2537 and encodes 713 amino acids. Lineage: Eukaryota; Viridiplantae; Streptophyta; Magnoliopsida; Magnoliales; Magnoliaceae. The record is from RefSeq and is a predicted model, not a curated record. Gene Ontology annotation, cellular component: cytoplasm. The transcript is spliced from 2 exons. Gene Ontology annotation, biological process: L-phenylalanine catabolic process. Gene Ontology annotation, molecular function: ammonia-lyase activity.